Messenger RNA from Delphinapterus leucas (beluga whale), 4478 nucleotides. The record is from RefSeq and is a predicted model, not a curated record. NCBI's taxonomy places the organism in Eukaryota, Metazoa, Chordata, Mammalia, Artiodactyla, Monodontidae.
CGGCCCCGUCGCUCCCGGGGCGCUGCGUGCGGAUUGGCCGACAGGGCCUGAGGAAGUUGGCAGAUUUCGGCGUGCCGACGCUGCGGCGGGCUUCGGGGGGCGCCUCAGGCGGUUGGGGCAGUUUCAGUUCCUUAACCCCGGCGGGGUUGGCCGGGCCCUGCGGAUCCUCGCCGCUAGCAGGCUUGCUGUCCCUUUUGGAAGACGCCACAAAAUGGCGGCGCCGGGGGGCGGAGCUAUGGCGCGAGUUUGUGGGGCGCGGGGUCUUCGGCCGGGGGCCGAGGUGGAACCGCUGCCUCUUUUCGGGCCGUCGGGCCUGUCCGGGGACCUGCGAGGCUUGGCUGGGGCCUCCGCGCGGCACACGUGACCUGGGACGCCGGUCCCGGAAGCCGUAUGGACCCCGCCAGGCCCGCGGUGCAGAGCAGCGGGGCCUAGUGCGGCCUCUGCAGUGGUUAGCCUCACUGGGCGCCUACCGCGGACCUAGCUCGUGCAGAUCGGGGACGACACAUUUAAGGGUCAGAUGCGGGGUAUCUUGGUCAAAGCUUGGAAACCCGAUGAGCUCUGGGGUCGUGACAGAUUGGGGGCUUUCCUUAAGGCAGUCCUUUGUGGUGGCCUGGAAACGCCAGAGGGGCUGUGUGAGAGGGAACGUGCCCUUACUCACUUGGGUUUCAGGGCCUGCGGCAGGACAGACCUUCUCGGGCGAUCUGCUCUCAGUCUUUGGAAUCUGAGCCUCCUGGGAGGCCUUUGCUCUAUGCUGGGAGGCCUUUGCUCUAUGCUGGAAGCCGCGUUUGCCCGCAGGGAACAGUUGGAAUAUGCAGGGUUGGGCUUGACCCGGCGCAGAUCCCUAUUCAGGUAUAUGAGGUUCGAGAAGCAAGCUAUCUGAUCAUGGCUGCCGCAGCGAAGGCGCAUGUUUUGAAAGGUGGCAGCAUUAGCAGGAGGCCAGCAGCAGGAAUUGCAAAGCAGAGAGGUCCUGAGAUGCAUGGUGUGCUUGUGGCUCUACCUGGUACUCCUGUCUUUUCUGCAGUGUGACUGGAUCUCACUUUUCUUUACCUGCCUCCCUACUAGAGUUUUCAGCUAGUAGUAAUUCUGCUUUAUGCAUGCCCUUAGCUUGGAGAGGUCACACACACACACAAACACACACACACGCCCAUCUUCCUACUUACUAAAAACCUUUUCAGACUCGGUUUAGAUGCAGAGGCCUCCCUGAAUCCUUCUGUAGCUUUUCCAUCUAGAGUUAUUUCCUAAGACUUGUUGAGGCUUAAGAGUUACUCUUUGGCCAUAGGAGGCACCUCGAUCUGGGUCCAGGUCCUUGUUCUCCUCAGCUCCAUGUUCUUGGGCAAGUGACUUAUCCUCUGGAGUCUCUGUGUAUGACAGAGCUAUGGGGCAUGGAGUGCUGGACCUACCAACACCCAGGGUGCAUAUGGAACUGGUGUGGCCAGUUGGCAAGGUUAUGAAAACUACAAUUAUUAUGGUGCCCAGAACACCAGCGUCACCACAGGAGCAACCUACAGCUACGGCCCAGCCUCAUGGGAGGCCACCAAGGCCAGUGAUGGCCUGGCACCUGGGGGCCCUGCCAUGCAUAUGGCUUCUUAUGGCCCAGAGCCGUGCACCGACAAUUCCGACUCCCUCAUUGCCAAGAUCAACCAGCGUUUGGACAUGAUGUCCAAGGAAGGAGGCAGGGGCGGGAGCAGCGGCAGUGGGGAGGGCAUGCAGGACCGGGAGAGCUCCUUCCGCUUCCAGUCGUUCGAGUCCUAUGAUUCCAGGCCUUGCCUGCCCGAGCACAAUCCUUACCGCCCCAGCUACAGCUACGACUAUGACUUUGACCUGGGGCCCGACCGCAAUGGUGGCUUUGGUGGUCAGUACAGUGACUGCCGGGACCCAGCCCGUGAGCGGGGCUCCCUCGAUGACUUCAUGCGGGGCCGAGGCCAGGGCCGCUUCCAGGACCGCAGCAACCCCGGCACCUUUAUGCGCAGCGACCCCUUCAUGCCACCUGCAGCCUCUUCUGAGCCUCUUUCUGCUCCAUGGACGGAAAUGAACUAUGUGGGUGGGCGGGGCCUGGGAGGCCCCUCCGCCAGCAGGCCUCCACCUUCCCUCUUCUCCCAGUCCAUGGCCCCUGAUUUUGGCGUGAUGGGCAUGCAGGGGGCAGGUGGUUAUGACAGCUCUAUGCCCUACGGAUGUGGCCGGUCACAGACCCGGAUGAGAGAUCGGCCUAGGCGGAGAGAGUUUGAUCGCUGCGGCCCAGAUAGCUUGGGCAGGAAACGGAAGCAGUUGCAGAUUUACGAUGAGCCAGACACCAAACAAGCCCGGGCUGACAGUGAAGGAGAUUUUUCUGAAAACGAUGAUGGAGCUGGUGACUUCCGGUCAGGAGAUGAAGAAUUCAGGGGUGAGGACGAAUUCUUCGAAUCCGGGAGGCAGAGAGGAGAGAAGGACGAUGAGGAUGAUGAAGUGAAGAAGAGGAGGGAAAAGCAAAGGAGGAGAGACAGGAUGAGAGACCGAGCAGCUGACAGGAUUCAGUUUGCCUGUUCCGUGUGCAAGUUUCGUAGCUUCGAAGAUGAAGAAAUCCAGAAGCAUCUGCAAAGCAAAUUUCACAAAGAGACACUGCGGUUUAUAAGUACCAAAUUGCCUGACAAGACGGUAGAGUUCCUCCAGGAAUACAUUGUAAACAGGAAUAAGAAAAUUGAGAAGCGGCGUCAGGAACUGAUGGAGAAGGAAACCACAAAACCAAAACCAGAUCCUUUCAAAGGGAUUGGCCAGGAGCACUUCUUCAAGAAAAUAGAGGCUGCUCACUGCCUGGCUUGUGACAUGCUGAUCCCUGCGCAGCCCCAGCUCCUUCAGCGGCACCUGCACUCUGUCGACCACAAUCACAACCGCCGGCUGGCUGCUGAACAGUUCAAGAAGACAAGUCUCCAUGUGGCCAAGAGUGUUUUGAACAACAGACAUAUUGUGAAGAUGCUGGAAAAGUACCUCAAGGGUGAAGAUCCUUUCACCAGUGAAGCCGUUGAUCCGGAAAUAGAAGGAGAUGACAAUUUAGGAGGUGAGGAUAAGGAAGAGACGCCAGAGGAGGUAGCUGCCGAGGUCUUAGCUGAGGUGAUUACGGCAGCAGUGAGGGCAGUGGAUGGGGAAGGAGCACCUACCCCGGAAAGUAGUGAAAUGCUGGUGGAAGGGGAAGGCCCUACGGACACAGCUGAGACCGCUAGUGGUCCCCACCCCGGAGAGCAGCUGGAAGCGGAGGCACCCUGCGGAAUGGCACCUGAGAAGGGCAACGCUGAAGCAGAGGCUGGAGGCGAAGCUGCUGAGGCUGGAGGCAAAGCUGCUGAGGCUGGAGGUGAAGUGGAAACCCUGGCAGCAGAGUCGGAAGGCACCUUGACAGUCACUGCUCCUGUCCAAGCUGCCGCAGGAGCCGGAGUGGGACAAACUGAUGCAGAGUCCAAAGACGCUAUUCCCACAGAAUGAUCCUCCUUCCCCUGUUUCAGCGGAUGCGUUAUAUAAUGCAUUGUUCUUUCUUCUUUGGUUUAUAAGCAGUACUAGGGUAUAUGAUGCUGGAAUACUAUUUUGGUGAAGAGACCCAGCCAUUUCCUUCAGAAAAGUGUACCUCACAGGCUUGUCUUAAGAGUUGCGUGGCUUUCUGCCUUGGUUUGAAGGCUGCAGAAGUUGUACGUUCCCACAAGUGGCUGUGACAUCUCUCUUUACACUGUAGUUGGAAUAAUAAAAGUUGGAUAAGUAGAUUUUGGUGACACUUUGCUUGUUAAAUACAGCCAGUGGCUGAAUGCACCACCACAACCACCAACACCCCCGCCCCUCCCCCCCCGCCCCGUAUUAUUUUUUGGUCUGGGAGCAGUUCAAUACUAGGAUAUAUCUUGGUUUAUAAAGGAUUUUUUUUUAAGUUUCAUGAAUUUGCUUUGGCUUCAGUUUUUGAUCUCUGCUUUUGUGGUACACUGUAUGGUAUGUGGUCCUCCUUCACAAGACACAGCAGAAUCUUGUUAACAUGUGAUGUUGAUCCUGUCACGUCACUGAACUCUCAAAGGCCUGAUGAAUCUGACACACCUGCACCAUUAGAAGCAUACCUACUUACCCCUCAAGAACGGGAACACUUUGCCUCGGGCAUUGUUUCCCAAUCUUUAGUCCUUGGUGAAUCACCUUUACAAUGUUUUACCUCAUUUGUGUUCCACCUCUGCAUUACUUCAGGGUUUUUUCGGUUUUGUUUUUCUUUAAAUUGAGUUACUUCUACUUAAAUAUAUUUAAAAAGAAAAUUUGAUGUCUCAUGAAUGGAAAACCAGUAUAAAUUGCCAUACAUAGAUACUAUCAGUGGAAAAUGAAUAAACAUUUUAUUUUAGAUAAAUACUGUUGCUUUGGAAGUUUCUGAAUCUGUAAGAAAGAAAAGCCAGCAUGUGUUAAAGGGUAGUAAGCAACAGUUAUACUUUCAUAUAAUCAAAAGAAUUGAAAGAUACCUCCCUUUUGAAAUGAUACCACUGGGUCUGUUU